AAUAAAAGUUAGUGAGAGAAAAAACCCCAACUUUAAGAGAGAGAAACAAAUUCUCAAACACAAAAUUCUUCACAAAUAUUUCUUUCAAGAUCAACCUUUUGAAAUAUAAAUUAUUAUUUUUUUGGUAUUUAUACCCAAAAAAAAUACACAUAGUAGAAAAUUAUUUAGUUAAUUUCUUCCCUUUUUUUUUCCUUUUUUUUUGGUUUGUAAUAAUGAGAAUAAGGAAACGUUUUCCUCCUCCGUCAGAUCCCCAACUAAACACCAAAAAUGAAUCUCUACCGUCUGAUCUUCCAAAUCUGAGUCUUCCACAGCCGUCUGAUCAACCGGCGACCGUCACCGGAGCUAAAACAACCACCAGCUGGGUUCUCUUUGGUGGCAACAACAAUAAUCCACCAAAAAUAGAACAAAAGGAUGUGGAAGAUGAAGAUGGGAAAUUAUGGAGAGAGAAAAAAGAGAUUAUUGAUAGUAAUAUUGACAAUGAUCACAAGAAAGAAUUAAGCUUUUUGAGUACCACACAAAUAGGUUCUUUGAUUCAUCAACCAUCAUCAUCUUCUGAUCUAGAUGGUAGAUGGUGUGAAGAAGAUCAUAAGGUAAUUCCAUUGAAAAAGAGAUCAAGAGACAACUAUCACCACCAUCACCACCACGACAGAAGUAAUAUUAACACUAUGAAAUCGAAGACAAACAAGAAAUGUCCACAAGAAAAUGGUAACGAGGGGGAGCAAGAACACGAGGAACAUUAUCAACGAAUUAAUAGUGAUCAUAAAGUUGAGCACGUAAACAAGAAGAACAAAAGAGGAAGUGUUAUAUUAGAGGGAUCAAGGUGUAGUCGUGUUAAUGGGAGAGGAUGGAGAUGUUGUCAACAAACCCUUGUGGGAUAUUCAUUGUGUGAACAUCAUUUGGGUAAAGGAAGACUUAGAAGCAUGAAUAGUACUACAGUUCGAAACUCGAUGAAUAAUAAGAAAAAGAAGAAGAAAGUAGAAGAAAAGGAUAAGGAAUCGUACGCGUUGAUAAAUGAUCAUGAAUAUUAUGAUAUUGAUGAUGAUAAUAAUGAUGAUGAAGAUGACAAGAAAAAGACGAAGAACAAGAAGAUGAAGAAGCUUGGAAUGGUGAAAGCUAGAUCUUUGAGUAGUCUACUCGGUCAAACGGACAAUGCAGUUGCAAUGAUGAUAGUUGAUAAUGAUAAUAAAAAUGAGUAACAAAUUAUGAAGAUGUAGAUCGGAUAUUAUUUCAUGUACUUUAUAGAUGUUAUGGCUACCGUUCGUGUCAGAUCUUUCAAAAUGUUAUGCUUAUGCAAUUAUAUAUGUUAAGGGUUCAACAUGCAUGAGUGCAUGUGACAUUUAUAUUAUUAUUGCCACGAUAUUGUUCUAUGGAAGCAGGCGGUUUAGAAGUUCGGCCCGGUUUUUUGGUGUCGUAGGGAGGGAUUGACCUUUCUAACGCAUAUUCAGUCGUACCGGCAUGGCCCACUGAUUGUUUCGAUCGGAGCAUCAAGCAGCGCAACCCGGUUCUAACUUGACUAAACCCGUGCUCCUCCAAGGAGAGAGUUUGCAUAUGUUAAGGGUUCAACAUGCAUGAGUGCAUGUGACAUUUAUAUUAUUAUUGAAGAAUUCGAGUAACAUAGCUAGUUGGAAUUAGUUUUUUUUUUUGGUCCAAGAUGUAGCUAAGACAGUUUGCUCAUAUAAUAUGUUUCUUUAAUUGCAUGAA
Molecule: messenger RNA, 1701 nt
Organism: Solanum tuberosum (potato)
Lineage: Eukaryota; Viridiplantae; Streptophyta; Magnoliopsida; Solanales; Solanaceae
Exons: 4
Coding region: 213-1196 (327 amino acids)
Source: RefSeq, a predicted model, not a curated record